AUGGCCACGCCUCUUCAGAUCAAGUUCGAUGUUCCCGAAGAGUUCAGAACCUUUACAAUAUUUCUGCGCUUGCCGCCCGAGAUACGACAACGAAUCUGGGAAGCCUAUCUUUCUACUCCAGGCAUCCACUUCCUCAAACUGCAGACAAGCGAUGCUGAUUGGAGUUGGACUGAGAGGCGAGUCCCAAGUUCUAUGGCCCAUGAAGAGACGGAGGGUACGGAAGAGUCCGAUGAAGGAGAGGCAAUGCUCAAGGUGCUCAGAGCCGACAAGACGCCAAGAGAAGCACACCGUGUGCACUUGAUACCUGUUGGCCCCUGCCCCAGGGCAGACGUGUCGCAUUACAAGGCCCUUCGAAGGCAACUUGCUACAUUAUCAAGCACGUGCUUGGAAUCUCGAAGUGUUGCCAAGAGACUAGCAAGCAGACCCGAAACUCUCAGAUUGGGCAACGGGAGUAUCAUAUCCCUUGGAAGAUCGCCAGAUUUGAUAUAUCUGGACUACUUUCCCCCAAGCCUAUACCAGAGCAACGGCAAUUUGGAGACAAUCCCGGAUUGUCCAGAACUUUGUCAUGUAAAGAGGGUCGCGGUCCGAUUCUCACAUAUAUGGCAGCCGACCAAGAAGCUAUGCCGCUGUGACGUCUGCAAGAAGAGCGCGGGUACAACUCACAAGGGCAUUUACCCAGCGCAUCUCUACCAGUUACUAGCAAGACAUUUCCCAAAUUUAGAAGAGUUCUUCUUCAUAGACUACUUCGUUGUCCACAAGAGCAAGUCACAACAUUGUGUUGAUGGGACCCAAGCAAAGGGUCCGAGCAUGUAUACGCAACGCUUCCAAGCCGGCAAUAGAUCAUACCACGAAGCCAACGAGCAGGAAUGGAUCAUGAACACAGAUGUAAAUCAGAUAAUGUCCUGGCUCCGAUCAAGUUAUGUGAGCUACGCCAAAGAGAGCUCACUUUGCCGACAUAAAAGUCCCGAGAAGGUCCGAUUUGCUGUCUUGGCUUGCGAGUGGAAAAUUUCUCCGCCUAUGGAGAGAGCGGCUAUGCCACUGCGUUCUGAUGCGAAAACCAAGCAGGCUGUCUUAAAUUUCAGCACCUCGACCGUGAGAUUCCAUUCUAUCUCCACACGACACAACUUCUGGCUACGUGAAGCUGAAGCUGCAAAUACUCGACCUCAUGCAGAAAGCUUGGAAUGUCUGACAAAGGUUGACUACGCUCGUCGUAACUUUACAUUCCCUUCGCCAAUUCGUCCGUUGCAUCGUCAGACUGAAGUACAUCGAGCGUAG
Pochonia chlamydosporia 170 is the source of this 1275-nucleotide messenger RNA. RefSeq names its product RNAse P Rpr2/Rpp21/SNM1 subunit domain-containing protein. Lineage: Eukaryota; Fungi; Ascomycota; Sordariomycetes; Hypocreales; Clavicipitaceae. The coding region runs from base 1 to 1275 and encodes 424 amino acids. The transcript is spliced from 2 exons. The record is from RefSeq and is a predicted model, not a curated record.